AUGUACCUACUGGUGAGAUUGUCUCAGCAUGUUAUGUCGGCACAGGACACCGGAUCAUUUUUGUCGAUGACUUUUGCAUCGGCUUUGGUGCAAGUUAAAAGAUCUUUUGAUAAAUUUAUGCAGCUACAGCAGCAGUCUAUUUUAAAAGACACUAAAGUUAAUCGGAGGAAUAAGUGUGGGAUAUUGCCUUAUGUUGCUAAUUUUGGGUCCUUUGCUAGAAUUACAGAUAAGAUAUUCAAAAAUUCAGAUCGAAAAGUUGACUUGGAAAAAUCUUAUACUAAAUUAGUUGCGACUAUUCCUGUGAUGAAGCAGCUGAAUGGGCCUGCGGUUGUUCCCAAGAGGAGCUUUAGGUGUUUCUUUGGUGCCCUGCAUUAG
This is a messenger RNA of Cotesia congregata, 375 nucleotides long. NCBI's taxonomy places the organism in Eukaryota, Metazoa, Arthropoda, Insecta, Hymenoptera, Braconidae. The record is from the annotation of a GenBank genome assembly.